Strongylocentrotus purpuratus (purple sea urchin) is the source of this 3330-nucleotide messenger RNA. Its product is annotated as carbonic anhydrase 2. Gene Ontology annotation, molecular function: zinc ion binding; carbonate dehydratase activity. The record is from RefSeq and is a predicted model, not a curated record. Bases 230 to 1030 code for a protein of 266 amino acids. The transcript is spliced from 8 exons. Gene Ontology annotation, cellular component: cytoplasm. NCBI's taxonomy places the organism in Eukaryota, Metazoa, Echinodermata, Echinoidea, Camarodonta, Strongylocentrotidae.
CAUGCCAUCGCACAAUGGAGAGGGGCCGUCCUUUUUAUUAACGUUUAUCCUUUUUCAGAGAAGUGAAAUGUAGAAGAACUUUUGUGAUGUAGUGAGCAAGGUCCGGAAGAUGCCUGCCACUCUGUUCUGAUCGUUCGACACUGACGGGUGAAGCUUGCUAAUUGAGUUGAGAAAAUCUCUUCUCUCUCUACAUUUGUCUGCUGUAAUUACCGAAGAACACUACACGAAAAUGUGUGAAUGGGGAUACACUGGACACGGAGGCCCGGCUCACUGGCACGAGAGCUUCCCGCAAGCCGGUGGAAAGAGGCAAUCUCCUAUUGAUAUCAAUACCACAGAUGCUCGCUUUGAUACUGCGCUUGUUGAUAGACCAUUGAAGAUCAGCUAUGACCCUAGCCGUACCAAGGCUCUCGUCAAUAAUGGGCAUACCUUCAGAGUCGACAUCGAUGCCUGUGACUAUAAUCUAAGCGGGGGUCCUCUAGAAGACAACUAUCAGCUUGUUCAGUUCCAUGCUCACUGGGGCAAAGAAGACAAGGAAGGAGCAGAACAUACCAUCAAUGGAAAGCAGUAUGCAGCAGAGAUUCAUCUGGUUCACUGGAACACUGGACAGUUUAAGGCAGUGAGCGAUGCCAUCAAGUGUGAUAAGGGUAUUGCUGUUCUUGGCUCAUUCAUUAAGGUUGGGAAACCUCAUGUUGGGUUUGAAAAGCUGGUACCCUGCCUGAAGAAGGCUCUGAACAAGAACUGUACUGCACCUGUGGAGGGUGGAUUUGACCCCAGCUGUCUUCUGCCAGAAAAUAAGAAGGACUACUGGACAUACGAGGGCUCCCUCACUACACCACCCUGCUAUGAGAGUGUCUCUUUUAUUCUCUUCAAAGACGCCAUAGAAGUCUCCGAAGAACAGCUUCAAGUCCUUCGUAACCUUCAAGAUCAUUGUGAUGGUGAGUCUUUCGAGGGUCGUGGUAAGCUGGUCAACAACUAUCGUCCACUCUGUGAUCUCAACGGCCGAGUGGUCAGGGCUACCUUCGAGAACUAGACCCCCUCACAGAUGACAUGAUGGCCGGAGCUCUAGAUGCUAUUAUACCUUCAUUGAUUGAUGUUACUGGUCAUUUCUUUAUUUCUACCUAUAUGUGUUAUAUUUGGAGUGUAAUGUAUGCUAGUUAUACUUACAGAUGGAUGAAAUCUUAGCUGCAUGUCCAUAUCUCUUUCACUUUUUUCUGCAAAUUUGUAAAUUUUGGUCUCAGAUAUAUUUAUCCUCAAACAUGGGGGGGGGGGGGGAAAGGACGAACUCUAAAGCACAGUAGCAUUUUGUUAACACAAAAAAUGUAAGUGAACAGAUAUUUUGUUUGUAACGUUUUUAUGAAAUUCUCAUUUGAUAUUGAACCUCACCCUGUGGUUUUGACAAUCAUCUUUACAGAGAGUAUAUAUAUAUAUAUAUAUAUAUAUCAAUGUUUUCUCUUAAUUAGAAAUAUAAUAAUCAUGCACUUUAUGUCAUUUGAAAGAUGAAGGUUUCAUUCAGAUACGAGAAGAGAUCAACAUGGUAGAUACUCGAAGCUUCGCUAAUAGGGAUUUUAUAUAAUGUGAUAUGCGCUAUACAAGAACUGAAUAUUGUUAUUAUUAAUGAUGCUUUGCGUGAUGUGGAACCUUCAUAUCUACUUAGUCGUGUGUAACCAAAACAUUGUCUUCCCUAUGCACCACCUUGUAGCAAAGACACUCAAUAGUAGAGAUUCUCAUUGUACCUAGGACUAUAAGGAGCUUCUAGUUUUGAUAUGAUAUAAAAUAUGAAUUUAUAUUAUAAAAUAUAUAAACGGUGCACAUAUUUACCAUGCAAUAAAACCCUGAAACCUUGCGAAACUAUCCAUGCAGUUUAGAUAGUAAAAUCAACGAUAUUAAUAGAUGAAAAAAUGAUCAUGAUAAGUGGUUAGAUAAUAGUAGUGUUUAGAGUGGAUGGUGUAAAUUUGUAUAUCAUAUUAUAUGCAUUUAUUGUUGAAGUGAUGUUGGGUUGUAUAAAUGAAUUGUGGAUGCAAACAGAUCAGUAGUUUAUUUAUUUAUAGAUGAAUAUUUUCUUAUGACAGAUAUAGAAUUAUUGUAUGAAACACUCUGAUGAUAAAUGACAAUUUAUAAAGCUUAAAAAUCAUGGCUGCAGACAACAACAAACAGUUUCUUUUCUUUUUAUCAAUGGGGUUUCCCAUCAAAUCUAAAGUAAAAGUGCUGUAGAAAUGACCAAUUCUAUUUUUAUUGCUACUCAUCAAAUACUCACCAAAUAUGACAAGACUGAUAUACAAAUAUUACUUAUCAUAUUAGAAAUAGUCACAUCUAUUUCUUGCUAUUUUUAUUUUGUUCUUGUAAUCAUGCAGAUACAUUUGAAGAUGAAAUUAUGUAAUGGAAAGAGAAAUGAUUUUCAGAUAUAUAGAUUUAACCAGAGUCUUUAUUAACUAUGAGAAGUUGAAUAGAUAUAUAUUUUUUCUGAACCAUACAAUAUCACAUCUAUUUUCAAACCAAUAUAUUAUGUAUUUGAGAUCAUGCAUGGUUUAAUAUUUUGUGUGGAAAGGAACUAGAAGCACUUCAUAUGUCCUGUAAUAUAUUACUUUAGUAAUAAAAAUGUGUCGAGAACAAUGCAUAUUUGGUGCUGCUACUGCUCAAAUCAUAAUAACCCUGCCUCAUAUUUGGUAAAUAUUAUAUUUUAUUGUUGUAUAAAUCCAAGGUUUAAGUGUAGAGCAAUUGGUAACUGUUGGCAAGAUGUAUUUGAUCAUGCAGGACAUACAAGAAUGAAUUUAUAACAAUUUGUAACACACAUGGUAUAAAAAGAUUAUAAGGCGAUAUUCCUUUCAAUAUGUUGGUUAUUUAGUGAUGUCCUGGUGAUAUCCGAGGCUGAAAGUAAAAGAUACAAUGUACAAGAUGUAAAACAUGCUAGUAUUUACAGUGUAUACAUCCAGGGUAAAAUAUAGGUAUUAUUAUACACUUUGGUUUUAUAAUACCGGACAUGAAAUAAUAAUUCAGUUGUUGUUGACUUUGGUAAGAAACUCUCGAAGACAAGGUCGUAUUUCAUGCAGACUAUAGUGCUUCAUUCAGCUGCAAGGACUGUGAUAACAAUGAUAUUUGUUUCAUUAAGUUAGUCAGUGAUUUUAGACAUUCCUUGGUUGUAAACACAUGUUAUUUAAUCAUGUUUUGAUGGUAAAGUGCUUGAACCCUUGUAUUUAUUUGCAUAACAGAUAUCAUGGAUGCAAUUGCGAUUAGAACCGUUAUAGACAAUUUCUCGGUUACUUUGUAUUUAAAUAAAUUUAAGGAACAUUAAAUGAGAAAAUAGGGACAAUAAACUAGAAUAUCAUAAAUGCA